Acaulospora morrowiae is the source of this 4812-nucleotide messenger RNA. The record is from the annotation of a GenBank genome assembly. NCBI's taxonomy places the organism in Eukaryota, Fungi, Glomeromycota, Glomeromycetes, Diversisporales, Acaulosporaceae.
AUGGUCACCGGAUAUGGUGUGGACGUGCGAAUGGUUACCGCUAUAUUUAACCCGGAUGCUGACUCCGUAUUCCUGUUAAAAUAUAUAUAUGAACGAAAAGUUUCCGAUGGUAAUAUUCUUUAUGACCCUAAAACAUCAUCUGAAAUAGAACUUAAUGGAAAAACCUUGAAAGUACACAAGAACUAUCAACCGCUAUUAGGUGAGACGAUAGCCAUUAUUACACCGAAAGAAUAUGCCGAAAUAUGCGAUAUUCAUGAGCUUCCAAGUAUCUAUAAAACAAAUUUGGAUAGCUGUACAAAUGAGAUUCUGCCUUACAUUAUCCAGAAGAUUAAGAUGUGGGGAUGCGAUGCACUUACAGCAAGUAGUAUUUCAAGACUACUAUUGAAAGAACCUAAGAUGCCUUCAUCUACUACUGUAAAGUCAAAAAAAGGACCCUCGUUCGGAAAAACAUUAGGUUUAAACCUUGGCAAAGAGUUAGAUAAAACAGCUAUAACACCAUCGAAUGCAUCUAAACGGAAUAAAAAUCCAUUGAAUCGAUUUGAUUGUAUUGUCAGAAUACUUAGCUCUGCAGAAUGUACUGUAUCUCAAGAUAUUCUACGAAUAAUGGCAAAAUUUCCAAUGGCUCUACCUCUUAUAAUGCCAGACAUUGAACAAGAAAAUGAAUUUAAAGUGAUGCUUCCACUCCUUACUAGCCCUGUAAUCAAACGGGAAGUUAAAUAUAGCGUUGUUAAUAGCUCUGUAAUUAAACAGGAAGUUAAAUCCAGCGUUGCUAAAAGCCCUGUAAUCAAACAGGAAGUUAAAUAUAACGAGAUUAACGAGAUUUUUGAAAAUCAUCUUUUUUUAAGUCCAUUCAAAUUGCUUGUCGCUCUGCGGCUUGGCACGAAUAUUCCAUCAGGGAAAAGUACAAUUCUCAAUCAAUUGAUGGCAACAGAACACAUGUUUUCAUCAAGUAGUGAUCCUGGCGCGUCACGAGGUCAACCAUAUACCCUUUCUGGAAGUGUGGAAUUUGUUUGGCUUACUCAAGAAACUUGUAAUGACAGCUUGUGGAAAAGCGUUAUGGAGCCAUAUUAUAGAAGCAUAAAAACCGAAGAAAUCGUGUUACUAGCAAAUUUACAUGGUGACGCGUUAGAGUAUAAGGAGCAUAUUAAAUGGUUAGAUCAGAUUGCAUCCAGGUUUUUGGUCUUUAUUAUGCCAAACGCUGGAGAGCAAGAGUGGAUAGAAUUAAGCGAUAUUUUAGAUCCGGAAAAAUUAGUCCACUUAUUGGUAGAUCCCCAAUACAGCGUAGAGGAUGAAUUCAUUGAAACUCGGAAUUUAACAAAUGAUGAUACAUUGGAAAUAGUACGAGCUAAAUUUAAAGAUGCACUAGAAUCAAAUAUUUUCGAUAUUGAUAUCAGCAAGAUCAUGUGUGAAAAACCAUUAAAAUUAGCAGAGAAUGUUUAUUGUGAUGAAUCUCGAAGAAUUGUGAACUUUAUUAAAAAGAAAUCUUGUUAUAGAAUAAAAAAGAUCAUAAAAAACCGAAAUCGACCUAGGGUUGGAGACGAAAUAAAAAAUACAGCAAACAAAGAUCGCGAUAAAAGAUUAUUAAAAGAAUUAAUGAAAAAUUUUGAAAGCAUUUUGAUGUUACCACUUGGUGAAAGGAGAAAGGCCAUGGCACAUCUAGAGCGAGGUCUUAGUGAAGUUUCGGAAAAAGAAUCAUCAGCAGUCCGAAAAGAUCUCUUAAGAUCAAAGGGAGAUCUUAUUCGUGAAAUGGAUCUAAUAAAAGGCGAUAAAGAUAAGAUAAAAACACUUAGAGAUCAAGUUAAUGCUUUUUUAGAAAAAGUUGAUGACGUAAGUUUAGGCUUGGAGCAUUUCUUUCGCGAACUUGGAAAAUUUUACGAAAUCUCUCUUGAUAACCAAUAUAAUCCCGCUUUGCGAUUACCAAAGUCUUGUGCGGAGUUGUUUGUUGAUAAUCACGCAAUUGAAUUGAUUGACGGCGACGCUGAUGAAAUGCAAAGUGUUUGGCUAUCCGCGAUUUUUAAAGAGAUCGAUGCGUUGUUCCCUAAUUUGCGUAUUUUUGUUGUAUCCAUACUCGGUCUGCAAUCAUCGGGAAAGUCUACCCUUUUGAAUGCCCUUUUUGCCUGCAGAUUUGCAGUAUCUGUAGGGCGUUGCACUCGAGGCCUUUUUAUGAGGUUGCUAUUUUUAGAUAAAAAACUCCGCGAUAAAAACAAUGUGGAUGCGAUUCUUCUUAUUGAUACAGAAGGUCUUGGUGCCCCCGAAAAGAUGAAUGAUAAAUAUGCAACACAGAAAGAUCGGAGACUGUCAACAUAUGUAAUGGGUAUUAGUAAUUUGACAUUUAUUAAUCAUAUGGGAGAAUCCAUGAAUGAGUUAACCGAGAUCUUACAAAUUGCAAUCGUUGCAAUGGCGCGUUUAGAAGAGAAUAACAUUGCACCCGAUAUCUUUAUGAUACAACAUCUUACUGAAAGUAAUACGGGAAAAUCUUUCUCGGGACAAACUCAAUUCUAUAGGAGAAUUCAAAAUGGAGAUUUUAUCAAACAGUUUCGUCCCUUAAAAAAUGGUUCAAGUUCUUACGCUCCUCCGUCAGAACAAUACCAUGAAGACGUGGUCAAUUUGUAUAAAGAUAUACUUGACGCAUGUGGACGUCCAAUAACGUUUAAUAAAUGGUAUACACUCGCUAAAGGUUAUUGGGAGUGUGUUAAAAACGAAAAUUUUGCUACUCAGUUUAAAAAUAUCAGUGAAAUGUAUAACUUUAUGGAGUUAAGCAAAAAUAUUGAAGAAGUAAAAGAGGCUGUUAAUUCAGAUUUUCGAGCCCAUGCCAAGAAAUGUGAAGAUGAUAUUCGAAAUGAAUUUUUAUUCUUAUCCCAACAAAAUGGAUCCAAUAGAAUGCAAGCUAUAGAGCAUAACGUACGUGAAGGUUGUAAGGUCAAGAUCAUAAAUCAAUUAAAAGUGGCAAUGAAUGACGAAAUUUGUAAGGAAUGCCAAAAUGCGAUAAAUAGGAUAAACCAAUUCAAAGAAUAUUUGCAAGAAAAUGAAUAUUUAGAAGACAAAACACGUGAAAUUUUGGAUACUAUUAAGGAACAUAUUGAUAGUACACGCAAAGGUACAGAAGCACAUCUCACUCAGAUUAUUGACGCAAAAAUCAUUGAAACGGGCUGCAACACAGAAUUUAUGGAUGAAAUUACAACCAGUCUAGAAAUAAAAUUGAAGGAGAGGCCAUCGGGCAAGUAUAAUGAUAAAGAAUGUCGAAAAUUUUUUGAAGAAAUUUGGAAGAAUUUGGAAAAAAUUGCAACCGACAAGAAUAAUAUACCGCCAGUUGAAGAUCGAAUUUUAAAUGAAGUAGAAAAUGCAUACGGAAAUCUAUCAACUGUUCGCGAUCAAUUUCGUAAUUUCAUUACAAACAAUAAUAUUGACCAAAGAAGUACGAAUAAUACAUUUUCAGAUAAUGUUAAAGGAUUCUUUUUUAAUAUUUUUUCGAACAAAGUACAGAAACAAAAGGAAAUAGAAGGAAUUUUAAAAGAAGAGCUCAAUGAAUUGACUGAUAAAAUAAUGGAAAUGAAAGGCACAGGUUACUUUGAAAGUGGGAUGAUAAAUAAACUUAAAAUCCGGGUGGACACGCUAAUUAAAGGGUUUCAAGUUCAACAUGCUCUAUUCAAAAAUGGAGAUGACAAAACUAAAUGGCAUUUACACGUUGAAACUUUGAAAAUUUUUUAUAAUAAAAUUGUAAUAGCUCAACAUAAGUGGGAUGAAAAAAACAACCCACUUAAGAUACUUCAAAAACGGAAAUCUGAUUAUGAAACUUUCAUCAUCGGACGACUUCAGAAAGAUUUUUCGGCUGUUUCUGAUGGUAUUUUUGUUGCAAAUUGUUUACUUAAGAAGAUCAUGAUUAUGGCUGCGGAAAAGGCUAACAGUGAAAGAAAGAGUAGAAUACUCAAAUUUAAUUGGAUAAAAGAUGUCACACAUUUACGGUAUAACUAUUUUAAGCAACUCGCCAUGAGAGUCAAAGAGAAUAAAGCUCUUGAUCACUUUUCAAACCCAAAAGAUAGUAUCGAAAGUUGGUUUAGUGAAAUAGUAAAUGAAAGUCAUUGCGAUGUUCUACAAGAAAUAUAUGAAAAGACCUUUAAAGAAAAAUUCCAAGAGAUAAAACAAAAAAUAGAGACCAAUUCCGAAUUUCCAGAAAAUUUAGAUGUAAUUAAAAGUUAUCUGGAUGAAGCAGAUAUUAUGGCGUUUAAUAUGAUUGAAGAAGCAACCGAUAAGAAUAUAAAAGUGUUUCAGAAGAGUAUAUUAAAAACAUUAGACGAUGUUAAAGAAAAAUAUGAUUUUAAAAAUAUUAACUUCUGUAAUCCAUCAGAAGACGAUGAUAUAAUGAAAAAACUUGGCUGCACAUAUUCGUGCUUUUGGUGUGGAGCUCUCUGCUGGGGACCGCGAGGACACAAAAAUAAUAUUGAUGAAACAAAAAUGCAUAGUACAUGCCACCAGCCUCAAGGACUUACAGGAACACAUAUUAUAGGUACCAAAGAGUUAAAAUCAUGGCCAUGUCAUCUAAUAGAUGAUAACGUUGGUUUUAGAUGGGGAGGAAGAGAAGACUUUGUGAAAUGGGGUGUCACAAAGAGAGAACAUUUUCCUGAAUGGAAAUUUAGCGAACAUCACAACACUACACUCAAUAAAUUAAUGUGCUGGUUCUUUCAAGAACUGAACGAGAAGAUAGCACAAAGUAAAGGUCUUGCCCCGGCAAGUAUAAGUGAAUUGCAAAAAUACAGAUGCGAUGGAUUGGAAUAUAGUAGGAUUAUGAACGAGUUAUACUCAAUAUUUGAGUAA